AUGGGUGGUAAUGACUAUUCCUUCGAAUCAAUAAUGAAUUCAAUUAUAUUUAAUCUUUUUGAUGCUAUAAAAAAGGAAUUUGAAAUCAGAUUAAAUGGCCUUUUAAAUUAUGAAAAUUAUAAAUUUUAUUUAACUUUAACUAUUAAUACAUUGAAUUCAACUAUUAAAGCUGAGAUCAUAAGAACUUUUAGAAAUUAACAUUUGAUAGAAAAGAUAAAUUUUAUCGAUGAAAAAUUCGCCAUAUUCUAAGGUAUAAAUCUAAAUCAAAUUUUUAUUUAUGACUUAAGAUAAGAAUAAGAAUUUUAUGAUCCAAUAACUGAAAUGAAUUUGCUUCAUGAUAUGACAAUAUAAAGUUAUAAUAGUACACAUUAUAUAUGCUUUAAUUCAUCAAGCGAUGAAGCAUUUUUAAUAGAAAUUGGAUAUGAGAUUAAUUUUAUGGAAAAAGAUAAACCUUAUGAUUGUAAGUUAAUUGCUGAAAAUGGGGUAUCAAAGGCUGAAGUUUUAGUAACCAUUUAAUAAGAAGAAAUUAAUAACGACAUUCACUACAAGAGUAUUAUAAUACUAUCAAUUAUUGUUUGCAUAGUCAUAGUUUUACUAAUUUUUGUAUUAAGAAGAUAAAAAUUAAAGAAGAAUAAUUUAAAACUAUUCUAGCCAAUAUCCUUAGAUUAAUCAAAACUAUAAUGA
Messenger RNA from Paramecium octaurelia, 684 nucleotides. NCBI's taxonomy places the organism in Eukaryota, Ciliophora, Oligohymenophorea, Peniculida, Parameciidae. The record is from the annotation of a GenBank genome assembly.